Molecule: messenger RNA, 2092 nt
Organism: Bombyx mori (domestic silkworm)
Lineage: Eukaryota; Metazoa; Arthropoda; Insecta; Lepidoptera; Bombycidae
Product: apyrase
Exons: 11
Coding region: 350-1969 (539 amino acids)
Biological process (GO): AMP catabolic process
Cellular component (GO): plasma membrane
Molecular function (GO): 5'-nucleotidase activity
Source: RefSeq, a predicted model, not a curated record
UAAAAGUUGGUAGAAUGUAGCAUUGUCUUGGGCCCUCAGUGACUUAAAUCAUCCAUUUAGCCACGGGCAUUAAAAAAAUAGGUCUACUUUAAAAACACAAUUUAUAAAUAUUUUUAAAUGACCUACGGAAAUAUUUUUUAUUUAAUUUAUUUAAACAAUUUUGUUCAGUAUUUCUUUGACCUAGAGAGUAUAAUUCGAAGUCAAGCGAUUUCAACGAAACUCGAUUGCUAACGAACAUUUUAAGCCUUUAGUCUAUCUUAUACUUUACUCAUGAACGGCUGCGUUGCAGUUACCGCGAAUGAUCGAUUCCACAUUAAUAAUAAUCGAUUAACUGAUACAUUACGUCGAUAUGACAGUGUUUAAUAUAGUAUUUGUUUUCUUAUUUUUACGGACUCAAGCGGUGGAUAUUGAUACUUUUCCUCUUCACAUAGUGCAUUACAAUGAUUUUCACGCUCGAUUUGAAGAGACCUCACUCCAGUUUCCGAUGUGUCGCAAUAAUGACACCCAAUGCUUGGGAGGAUUCGCUCGUCUUUACCAUGAGAUAACGACGUUGGUCAAAGCUUAUCCAGAAACGUUAGUAUUGAACGCAGGAGACGUUUUCCAGGGCACCUACUGGUACACCCUAUUGAAAUGGAAUGUAACCCAAAAAUUCAUCAACUUGCUACCAAAUGAUGUCCAUGCAAUAGGUAACCAUGAAUUCGAUGAUGGGGUAGCGGACUUAUCGCGUUACAUCGCGACCCUACGAGCGCCCGUCGUAGCUGCAAAUAUAGACAUCAGCGAUGUGCCCUCAUUGCAGGGCAUCAUCAAGCCACAUGUGGUUGUAACAAAGAACGGCCGUAAUAUCGGAGUCAUCGGCCUGAUAACUACAGAAACACCGAUUGCAUCAAAAUCGGAGAACGUAAAAUUUCUGGAUUCAAUUCCUGUUGUCGAAAGAGAAGCUAAGCUGCUAAAAGACAAAGGAGUCGAUAUCAUAAUUGUUCUGUCACAUUGUGGCUUGGACGUUGACAAAGAAAUAGCAAGGACCGUUGGGGAAAACAUAGAUGUAAUAGUUGGUGGGCACACGCAUAGUCUGCUUUGGAAUGGUGAAUCACCCUCAAAAGAAAAAGUAGCUGGCCCAUACCCAAUCUUGGUUGAGGCUACGCAAGGUUGUGAUCAUCAGGUAAUAAUUGUAACGGCAUCAUCUUUUACCAAAUAUUUGGGUAACAUAACAGUGUUUUUCGACAAAAGUGGUGAAGUUGUGGAUUUUGAGGGAUCUCCGAUAUUUUUGAACAGAUCGAUUCCAGAAGAUCCGGCCAUUCUAUCUUUACUGCAACCAUACAAAAAAAAAUUGCAUUCAUUAGUCGAUGAAGAAAUCGGAUAUUCCAAUCAAAUUCUAUCGGAUUACAAUUGUAGUGCUCACGAAUGUAUCCUGGGUAAUAUAGUAGCCGAUGGUUGUUGGAGAGCGACUGUUGCAAAGUAUCCAACGAAUUUGACAACCAUAGCUUUUCUACUAAGAAAUAACAUAAGAAGUCCUCUACCGUCGGGAAAAUUGACACGUGCUACGGCCCUCAAUAUAUUCCCAUUUUCUAAUGAGUUGAUUGCAUUGGAAAUUCAAGGGAGGUAUAUAUUGGAAGCAUUGAGAAAGUGCUUCAGCAAGUCUUAUAACAGUGUUCCAUUCUCUGGACCUUGGGUGCCACAGUUUUCUGGUAUGAGAAUCACAGUAAAUACAACAUUACCACGGAAUGUAGCAUCAGUACUUGUGAAGCGAGGUGAUGUUUACCGACCUUUAGACCCGGAUGAAGUCUAUCAACUGGCCACGCUGGACUAUUUCCUAAUGGGAGGAGCUGGAUUCACGAUGCUAAAAGAAAAUUCACGAAACCCUAAACAUGUGGGGAAAAUGCUAAAAGUUUUUGAAGAUAUAAUAAAGGAAAUAUCUCCGAUAGAUGAGUCACAACAUUCACUUGACGGUAGACUAAAACUUAUAGAAUAAUUGUAGUUAGACUGUUGUUUGUAAAAUAUUAUAGUUCAUUUGAUUUUACUUAUUAUAAAAUAAUCUAUUUUUAAUGUUUUCUUAUAAAUCUAUGUCCAGCUUAAAAUAAAUGUUUCUACUAAA